AUGGAGCUGAACAGACUGCUCCUCCUCACAUCCUUCCUCCUGCACGUGAAAGAGGACCGUGCCAGCCCAACACGGCUGGUCUGUGACAACAGGCUCAUCCAGAAGUACAUCGUGGAGGCCAAGGACAUGGAAAAGAAAGUGGGCCAGUGCCAGGCCCUGCCUGCACUCAGGUGCCCUGCAGUGCUGCCCUUGGUGGACUUCACUUUCCAGCAGUGGAAAUCCAAAUCGAACGAGACCAAGCGGCGGGAGAUCCUGUGUGACCUGGCCCUGCUGCUGGGCGCUGCAGCAGGGGCCCAGGGCCAGGUGAGCGACGAGUGCGGGGCCAGGCAGCUGAGCCAGCUUUACCGACACGCCAACUCCUUCUUCCUGCUCCUGCAGACCUUCAGCUGGGAGGCAGGGCACUGGGAGCCCAGCUGCUCCCCACACUCCAUGGAGCAGACCCACAUCUCCAGCAUUUUCCUCACCUACCGGCAGCUGGUACAGGGCAAGCUGCGCUUCUUCUUCUACGACCUGGCCAAGGCCUCGUGCAAGCAAGGAGCGGGGGACAGCAGAGACCCUCCAUGUGAGGCCCAAUGAGGCUGCACACAGGGUUCAACCACAAAGCAAUGCUGGAGCAAUC
Camarhynchus parvulus is the source of this 619-nucleotide messenger RNA. It is a transcript of the gene THPO, whose product is annotated as thrombopoietin. Gene Ontology annotation, biological process: cell population proliferation; positive regulation of hematopoietic stem cell proliferation; thrombopoietin-mediated signaling pathway. Gene Ontology annotation, molecular function: cytokine activity; hormone activity. The record is from RefSeq and is a predicted model, not a curated record. The transcript is spliced from 5 exons. Gene Ontology annotation, cellular component: extracellular region. The coding region runs from base 1 to 576 and encodes 191 amino acids. NCBI's taxonomy places the organism in Eukaryota, Metazoa, Chordata, Aves, Passeriformes, Thraupidae.